AUGGAAACAGGAGCACAGAAAUUAGAGCAGCCCUGGAAGUCUGUUAGUGACAGCUUCGGUGAAAGUAGGGCUAGCGACAAGGAUAUCUUCUAUGGUGCCGCUGUUGGGGAGAAGAUGUCAGUACCGGGUUCUGCCGGGGAGGUUAACGUGACAAUCCUGUAUGAUACAGGUGAUUAUGACAAUGAAGCAAGGAAUACGAAGUGUCUUCGCCAUGAUCUGCCCGCUCAAGAGGUGUCUAAUGCGACUCGAGAUUGA
Messenger RNA from Penicillium canariense, 255 nucleotides. RefSeq lists its product as uncharacterized. Lineage: Eukaryota; Fungi; Ascomycota; Eurotiomycetes; Eurotiales; Aspergillaceae. The record is from RefSeq and is a predicted model, not a curated record. Bases 1 to 255 code for a protein of 84 amino acids. The transcript has 2 exons.